Molecule: messenger RNA, 2871 nt
Organism: Tribolium madens (black flour beetle)
Lineage: Eukaryota; Metazoa; Arthropoda; Insecta; Coleoptera; Tenebrionidae
Product: lysosomal alpha-mannosidase-like
Exons: 10
Coding region: 1-2871 (956 amino acids)
Biological process (GO): mannose metabolic process
Cellular component (GO): lysosome
Molecular function (GO): carbohydrate binding; alpha-mannosidase activity
Source: RefSeq, a predicted model, not a curated record
AUGUAUAGUUUAGUUGUGRUCUUGAGUACCAGUUUGGUACUCGCAAACUCAAACCGCAUAGAWCCAACUUGUGGUUACAACUCUUGUCCUAAAUGGGACCCUGACGUCCUCAACGUCCACCUAGUACCCCACUCACACGACGACCUCGGUUGGCUCAAAACAGUAGACAAGUACUACUUCCAAGACGUCCAAAAUGUAAUCGGUUCAGUAAUCGGCGCUUUAAAGCAAAACCCAGAUCGCAAAUUUAUACAAGUCGAAACUGCCUAUUUCAAAAAAUGGUGGGACCACCAAAACGAUUUAGUCAAGCAAGAUGUGAUUAAACUGGUCAAUAACGGACAAUUAGAGAUCAGUAACGGSGGUUGGAGUAUGAAUGAUGAAGCUACUGUUAAUUACCAGUCGACAAUAGACCAGUAUACUCUUGGUUUGAGAUACUUGYAAGACWCUUUAGGUCCWUGCGCAAGACCUAAAUCGGCCUGGGCUAUUGACACUUUCGGCCAUAGUCGAGAACAAGCCUCAAUUAUAGCACAGUUAGYUUUCGACAGUAUGUUUUUCAUGAGAUUGGAUUAUAGAGACCGGGYAAAAAGACUGAAGGAGAAAACAGCCGAUCUUUUGUGGCAGGGGAGCCAGAAUUUGAACAAUUCUGAUAUUUUCACUUCAGUUUUUUACAGAGGAACGUACAGUUACCCUGAUGGUUUUUGUUUCGAUAUAGUUUGCAACGAUGAACCCAUUAUCGACGAUACUAACAGUACGGAUUACAACUACGAAAAAAGGAUAGACGAUUUUGCGGAUUUUGUCCGUGGCCAAGCUGAUAAAUACCCCACAAAUAAUAUUCUUGUAGCCAUGGGAGACGAUGUGCGCUACCAAGCCGCUCUUACCAACUAUCUCAAUAUUGACAGACUUACAAAAGGUUUUGAACAAUUUCCUAGAAACUACACCGACAAACCUAUAAAACUCGUCUACUCUACACCAGCAUGUUACACGAAAGCUGUAAACGACUAUGUUGUCGCAAAUAAUCAUAAAUUGGACGUGAAAACUGAUGAUUUUCUCCCAUACGCAACUGACGGUUACGGUUAUUGGAGCGGUUUCUACGUCUCUAGACCCUCAACUAAGAGAUUCGAGCGAAUUGGCAACAAUUUCCUACAAAUUUCCAAACAAAUAGCAGCUAUCAGUAACCAACCGUAUGACAGUAAAAUCACCCCAUUGAAAGAAGCAAUGGGUGUUAUACAGCACCAUGACGCUAUUACUGGUACUGAAAAGCAAGAUGUCCUCAAAGACUACCACCGGAUGCUCUAUUCGGCUAUUGAAGAAGCGAACGAACUUGUGGACCCACUCUUGUCUACAAUAAUCAGUGGUACCGAUGAUCAUUUUCAAUUCAAGACUUGUCUAAUGUCCAAUAUAAGUUCGUGUAGUCCAUCACGCUCAAGUAAAUUCACUGUCGRAGUCUACAAUCCGUUAAGUCGAAUAAUUUCAAGUCCAAUAGAAAUACCAGUUAGCUAUCAAGCGUGGAAAAUAACGGAUCCUGAUGGAAAUGAAGUUAAAAAUCAAGUCGAAUCAUCAAUCAUCGACUUCAGUUACGUGAACAAUGUUCCAAKUUCGCCCUACACUUGCUAUUUCAUUGCGAAAGAUUUGCCCCCUUUGGGUUAUAAAACAUUCACUUUUACUAAAUCUGACUCAAGGCAAAACUUAACUUUUGGUAACAAUAACACCAGUUUCGAGAUAGAUGACGAUACGGGACUCAUCAAGUCGAUUACCAUGAAUGGAGUCACAAUGGAAGUGUCUCAAGACCUUUACUACUACCAAAGUGGCAGUUAUUCGGGUGCUUACAUUUUCGUUCCUUUAGUUAACGAAAAAUAUCGAGUGGCGGAUGGUAAAGUCAAAACUACACCGAUUUCAGGAAGUGUGUACCAAGGGGUUGUGCAAGAAUUUGCCUCGUGGGCRAAACAAAUCYUCAAAGUUUACAAUGGUGAUGAGAGUCAUAUUGAAAUUGASUGGAUUGUUGGCCCUAUUGAUUUAGUGACAGAAAAUGUCGGUAAAGAAGUGGUUUCAGUUUUUACUACUUCUCUCAAAACUGAAAGUAAUUUUUAUACUGACUCCAAUGGACGAGAAAUGCUAAAACGUWCUAGAAACUACAGACCAACAUUUGARUACACUAACGAAGAACCAAUUGCUGGUAAUUACCACCCAAUCACUUCAAGAAUUGUCCUCAAAGAUAAGAAAAAAGGACUAGAAUUUGCAGUACUAAAUGACAGGGCUCAAGGUGGUACAAGUCUCGAAGAUGGACAAGUGGAAAUUAUGAUCCAAAGAAAUUGUCCACAUAACGAUUUUAGCAGAGUUGGRGAUAGCAUCAACGACCAAGAAUAUGGGCAAGGAGURAUAACUAGGGGCAAACACUACAUUGUUUUAGGCCCAARUUCUYGAAACMGACAAAAAUCUUUGGCGGCAAUUCAAAGAGACGUAGCCCAAAGAAAAUUACUAGCACCRUGYGCUUUCGUUACAAACKAAGAUGUGUCUAAACGCCUCAAAAACRCACAAUUUAGCAGUCUCAAGAUACCACUCAGCGAAAAUGUGCAAAUUUUGACUCUAGAACCUUGGGAUAAUGGUACUAUUCUCUUGCGUUUGGAACACAUUUUAGAGAGAAAUGAAGAUGAAAAUCUAUCGAAAGAAGUUACUGUGGAUCUAUCGGAUUUGUUUACGACGUUUACUAUCACAGAACUGGUCGAAAUGACCCUAGGAGGAAACGUUCCAUUGGCAGAAAAUGUUCGAUUAAAAUGGCCAGGUCAGAAAAGAGUCCCAUUAACGAAAUUAGACGGUUUUAAAGUUACCCUAACACCGAUGCAAAUUCGAACGUUUGUUGCUAAAGUUGUUUAUUAA